This is a messenger RNA of Schistosoma turkestanicum, 225 nucleotides long. The record is from the annotation of a GenBank genome assembly. NCBI's taxonomy places the organism in Eukaryota, Metazoa, Platyhelminthes, Trematoda, Strigeidida, Schistosomatidae.
GUUUAUGAAAUGUUCAUUGAAUUGAAGAAAACAUUCGCUGACUCAUUUUCACUGAGGUUAUGGUACAACGAAGAUGACCGAAGAAGGGCUGUCGACUUGGUUAAUAAAAUUAGUUUAUCCAUAAUUACUUCAAAGUCGUUGGGAGAAAAUGAAAGAAAGAACCGAGAUAUAAUAUUCAAAGUACGUUCUUCAAGUGUCACACUAAAAUUGUUUAUGAUUUACUAA